Molecule: messenger RNA, 819 nt
Organism: Acaulospora colombiana
Lineage: Eukaryota; Fungi; Glomeromycota; Glomeromycetes; Diversisporales; Acaulosporaceae
Source: the annotation of a GenBank genome assembly
AUGAAAAAAGAACACCUCGUCAGACAAAAAAAAACUCGAAAUGCACAUGUUGAAGCGCUCACCUAUGCCGGGACCUCGGAUAAGGCAUAUUUCCCAACCCAAAUAUCAGCAUCCUGCCGGGACCACCAGCUCGCGCGACGUAUUUUGCUCGGUUCUGGAGUACAAGACGAUAUCGCAUACGCCAACGAGCGUCUGUACGGUACCAGCGCUAGCGCCAGUGACGGCAAACGGGAAGAAAACCAAGCCGUGAAAUGCCAAACAACCCAACGUCAUCUAGACCAGAGUCUCGCCCGACGGCCUCUCCCAAAUGCAAUCGAUAGAGAUAUAGUAGACGUAAAAAAUGCAGAGAUUGAAGAAGUGCACGUCCCAGGCCACGGCAUUCGCCCUCACCUGACUUCAAAUUUCAGUGAGGGAGGCAUCCAAGAGGUCAGCACGAGCAACGCAGACCUCGAAGAGCAGGCCAGCUACGGAUACUCCACCGCCGUCUCCGCCAGCCAAGACCCCUAUUCACUCAAAAGGGGGCUCAAGACAAACGACGAAAUGGCCUCUCUCAAAAAGUCGAAAAAGAAAAAGGCAGAGGAAUUUUACGAAAAACAAAAUGUGCUCAUUGGCGAUAUGCUCCGGCCGCUGGAGGAGCAUGUUGAGAAUGCCAAGGAGGCAGAGCGCAAAAACCGGCUUCCAUGUUCGCGGCUAUCAAGUCUGGCUCCCUCUCCUUGCUCGCCACCGCCUGCGACUCCAUCUUUGACCCAGCGAGCAACAUCCUCCUAUGGUGGCUCCACCGCAAAUCUACCCGUCUCGACGUCAACACAUGGCCAGUAG